Agrilus planipennis (emerald ash borer) is the source of this 2062-nucleotide messenger RNA. RefSeq names its product solute carrier family 35 member E1 homolog. Gene Ontology annotation, molecular function: antiporter activity. The transcript has 4 exons. The coding region runs from base 127 to 1257 and encodes 376 amino acids. Gene Ontology annotation, cellular component: Golgi apparatus. Lineage: Eukaryota; Metazoa; Arthropoda; Insecta; Coleoptera; Buprestidae. The record is from RefSeq and is a predicted model, not a curated record.
UUUUUGUUGACGUUUUAAUGGUUUUACAUCUGUUUUCAUCAGUCUUUCAAGUCUGUUCAAAUCGAUAUCUCGCCGAAAGUUGAAUCGGUUGUGUAUCCAUUCUUUUAUCUGUUAUCUGCUAGUAGCAUGGCUGAUCGCAGGCAGAUGAAAGAAGUACUUACUGUGUUAUUAUUAUGCAUACUGUGGUAUAUAGUUAGUUCAAGUAAUAAUGUUAUUGGAAAAAUGUUACUUAGUGAAUUUCCCUAUCCGAUGACGGUUACAAUGGUGCAGCUGUUAUCAAUAACAGUUUAUAGCGGACCCAUUUUCAAUUUAUGGGGCAUAAGAAAAUACGUGGAUAUAUCGUGGAAAUACUACUGUAAAUUGAUAAUACCCUUAGCCCUUGGGAAAUUCCUUGCGUCCGUGUUUUCCCACGUAAGCAUAUGGAAAGUCCCUGUCUCCUAUGCUCAUACUGUGAAAGCAACAAUGCCACUUUUUACUGUGAUCUUAUCGAGAGUAAUUAUGGGUGAGAAACAGACUGUGAAAGUGUAUGUUAGUUUAGUUCCUAUUAUUGUUGGAGUUGCUAUAGCCACUAUAACAGAAAUUAGUUUUGACAUUAUAGGACUAGUCAGUGCUUUAAUAUCAACAAUGGGAUUUUCUCUUAUGAAUAUAUUCUCUAAAAAGGUUUUGCAUGAUACAGGAGUGCAUCAUCUUCGAUUGCUACAUGUUUUAGGAAGAUUGGCUUUAAUGAUGUUUCUACCUGUAUGGUUCUGUGUAGAUUUUAUGUAUUUAUUGCAAGAUACCAAGUUGCAUACUAUUCAGUCAAAGACAACAGCUUUAUUGUUAAUUGAUGGAGCUUUAAAUUUUAUGCAGAACAUUAUAGCAUUCAGUGUUCUCUCAUUAGUGACCCCAUUAACUUACGCAGUGGCUAAUGCCAGUAAGAGAAUAUUUGUGAUAGCCAUAUCACUUUUUGUGCUAGGAAAUCCAGUAACUGGUUUAAAUAUUUUUGGAAUGCUGUUGGCAAUAUUUGGAGUCUUGUAUUAUAAUAAGGCAAAAUAUGAUGCGCGAAUUGCUCACGCGAAGCAGACGUUACUUCCUUACAAUCAAAGUUCUUGGCAAUCAAGAAAUCGAUAUUUAUUAAAUCCCCAACAAAAUGGUGGUUUAGAUAUAGAUUAUAGGAAACAAUACGUAAAUGGCAAUAUACCAAAUGGAAAAUACAUGAAUAACAAUUCUUUUGUAAACAACACAAACUCAAGCAGUACUAAUUUGUUGUUUGUAUGACAAUAAUUUUAUUUUUAGAUAGGAAAUAAUAUUUUUUUAAAGUAUUUCUUUCAAUUGUUAACCAUUUUAUUUAUGGAUUAUGUUUACAACUUUUCCCUCGAUUUUUAUAUCUCGAAUUAUUUAACUGACCUGUAUUACAGAAGAGGGUGACAAUCUUUUUCUAAUAUCCAUUCUAAUGUUAUGAAUGCUUCUCAUUGUCUCCUCCAACCAGGCCCGAAAUUUCAAGAGUAUUAAUAAACAGUGACGUCGUUGUUGAAUAUUGGAACUUUCUUCAAAUUUUUACAACGACAUCCCUAUCUCAAUUUUUUCUAUUUUUUUUCUUUUGUACAUUGUCAUUUGCAUUAUCAAAAAUAUGCACCAUUUUAGGUGUUAUACAGUUGAUAAAUAAAAAAAUAUAUAGGAUUUUUGAGUAAAAUAGAAGAAAAACAUGGUUGAUAGAUUUAUAUAAUACAUGAUUACGAUAGUGCCAGAAUGUAAAAUAAGAAGACAAAUUAAAAUUAUGGAGAUACUUAAUCAAAAAAAAUAUAAUAAUAAAUAUUUUAUCAGAUACUACAGACGCAUGGCAUUCAUUUAGAAAAUGUAGAUCACCCUGUUAUAUACUUAACUAUUUAUGUUUGAGCGAUUAUAAAAGACGCACCGAAUUAUUUAUAUAUCUUGUUAAAUUAUACAUUUCGAUUUGUUUUCUUUCAUAUUUUAUUUAUAAAAAAGUACAGUAUUGUAGUGUUAUGCUAUGGAGGUUUUUUGUCUAUUUUUUCUGUGGAAUUGUGUAAAUAUGUAAAUAAAUAAAUAUUUUUUUUAUAACAUG